AGUACGAAGACGAGCAUAACCAAACACUUUUAUCAAAGCAAUAUGCUCAAGGCGUAAAAUAAUAUCACGUUGAUUUUAUUUUGUUUAUUUUCAUCGUAUCAGUGGAUAAAUUGAGGAAAAUGUCACGACCAGAACAUUUAGCACCACCAGACAUCUUCUACAAUGAUGAUGAAGCUAAGAAAUACUCCAACAACACUCGUAUCAUCAAAAUUCAAGUGGAGAUGUGUGAACGGGCCAUCGAACUGCUGGCAUUGCCAGAAGAUGAACCAUGUAUGAUAUUGGACAUUGGCUGCGGAUCUGGACUGUCGGGCACUGCAAUAGAAGAAGCUGGCCAUCAAUGGAUUGGAAUCGAUAUUUCGCCAGCCAUGUUGAAUGUUGCCGUAGAUCGUGAAGUAGAAGGCGAUUUAGUAAUGGGUGAUAUGGGCCAUGGCAUGCCAUUCAAAGCGGGUACAUUCGAUGGUGCCAUUUCAAUUUCAGCCUUACAAUGGUUGUGCCAUUCAAAUCACAGUGCACACAAUCCACGCAAGCGAUUGUAUAAAUUUUUCAGCACAUUACUCGCAUGUUUGACACGACAAGCACGUUGCGUGUUCCAAUUCUAUCCCGAAAAUAGCGCCGAAAUCGAAAUGAUCACAACACAAGCGAUGAAAGCGGGCUUCUAUGGUGGUUUAGUCGUUGAUUAUCCAAAUUCAACAAAGGCAAAGAAAUAUUUCUUGGUUCUCAUGACCGGUGGCGUCGUUCAAUUGCCAAAAGGAUUGGGCGCUGAGGGACAAGAAGAAGAAACAAAUCGCGUUGCAUACACAAAACGGCGUGAAAUGGCAAAACAGGCCCGAGAAAAACCACUGAAAGGUUCCAAAGAAUGGAUCAUGAAGAAAAAGGAACGAAGACGUCAACAAGGCAAAGAAGUACGGGCAGACUCAAAAUACACAGCUCGAAAACGAAGUGGACGUUUUUAAAAUUUAUUAAAAUGCUAAAUUCUAAGGAAAAAUUUCUUUUUAUAUUAUUUUCUUUUGAAUUUCAUUUUUUUCGAUUUCUUUUUUGUUUCAUUUACUAAUAAUCUUGUAUACAAACAAUUUACAAUAAUAAAUUAUAUCAUAUAUAGAUAUGCGAAUAUCUGAACAAUAAA
This is a messenger RNA of Sitodiplosis mosellana (orange wheat blossom midge), 1123 nucleotides long. Its product is annotated as probable 18S rRNA (guanine-N(7))-methyltransferase. NCBI's taxonomy places the organism in Eukaryota, Metazoa, Arthropoda, Insecta, Diptera, Cecidomyiidae. The transcript is spliced from 4 exons. The record is from RefSeq and is a predicted model, not a curated record. Gene Ontology annotation, biological process: rRNA (guanine-N7)-methylation. Gene Ontology annotation, molecular function: rRNA (guanine) methyltransferase activity. Gene Ontology annotation, cellular component: nucleolus. Bases 120 to 953 code for a protein of 277 amino acids.